Strongyloides ratti is the source of this 1236-nucleotide messenger RNA. Its product is annotated as Palmitoyltransferase. Gene Ontology annotation, biological process: protein palmitoylation. The transcript has 4 exons. The record is from RefSeq and is a predicted model, not a curated record. NCBI's taxonomy places the organism in Eukaryota, Metazoa, Nematoda, Chromadorea, Rhabditida, Strongyloididae. Gene Ontology annotation, molecular function: palmitoyltransferase activity. The coding region runs from base 1 to 1236 and encodes 411 amino acids.
AUGACUAAAUUAUGUAAAGCUUUCUACAACUGGGCACCUUGUAUAUUAGCAUGGACGCUACUACUAUCAUGUUCUGGAGCAUUCUUUAUUUUAUUAAGUCCAGAGUUAAUUAAAUUUAUUGGUAUAUAUGGUUGGGCUGUUGUUGGAUUUGAUGUUAUUUUUUUCUUAAUAUCUGUUGUUAAUUUUAUGAGAGCAAUGUUAAUGGAUCCCGGUAUUAUUCCUAAAGCCGAUUACUCAGAAGAACAGUUAAAUGACGACUUCAGAUCACCAUUAUAUAAAAAUGUUGAAAUUAAUGGCAUUACAGUGAGGAUGAAAUGGUGUACAACAUGUAAAUUUUACAGACCACCACGGGCUUCACAUUGUUCAAUGUGUAAUAAAUGUAUUGAUACAUUUGAUCAUCAUUGUCCCUGGGUUCAUAAUUGUGUUGGAAGAAGAAAUUAUAGACAAUUUUUUUUCUUCCUUCUAUCUUUAUCAACACAUGCAAUCUUCGUCACAACAAUAUGUGUUAUUUUUGUUGUUACAAAUCAAGAUGACUUAUCAUCUCGUCCAAAUUUGUGUGCUCUUGUUCUAGCGGCAGUUUCGGGAAUUUUUUCUCUUCCUAUUGUACUAUUAACAGUGUUUCAUAUUGUAUUAGUUUGUAGAGCUAGAACAACAAAUGAACAAGUGACUGGUAAAUUUCGUUCUGGAUUUAAUCCUUUUACACAUGGAUGCUGGAAAAAUUGUACUAAUACAUUGUGUUCCAGUGAAAUGCCAAGUUAUAUAAAAUAUAAUUAUCCUCAAAUAAAUCCUUUCUCUCUUGAAGAAGACUAUGAAAAAACGCCUGCUGUUGUUUAUGUACCAAAUGAUACUCCAAAAGAUGAUUCUAUUGGAACUGCUCAAUCUUUAGGGAUGAUAUCAUCAUCUUAUGGAAUUGCCAAACAAUCGCAACAUAAUACUUCAUCUGAUUCUAGGUGUAAUUUAUAUGAUGAUCAAACAAAUAAUGAAGAGUCAAUACCAUUAACCACAUCUAACACUAUUUAUGAACAAAGUGUACGUGAAGCUAUGGAAUCAAUUGUAACCACACAACAACCUUCACAUAAAUCAUCAAACGUGUCAACAUCUAGUAAAUCAUCCAUACAGAUCUCUGACUUUAAAGGACCAAAACCCUUAAAAUUUACUGAUGCUGUAAGAAUACAUGAUAGUUUAAAUCAAAGUGAAGAUAAUCACAGUAACAAUGAAGAAACUGAGAUUCGGUAA